This is a messenger RNA of Sporothrix brasiliensis 5110, 1206 nucleotides long. Its product is annotated as O-sialoglycoprotein endopeptidase. Gene Ontology annotation, cellular component: cytoplasm; EKC/KEOPS complex. Bases 1 to 1206 code for a protein of 401 amino acids. Gene Ontology annotation, biological process: tRNA threonylcarbamoyladenosine modification. The transcript has a single exon. NCBI's taxonomy places the organism in Eukaryota, Fungi, Ascomycota, Sordariomycetes, Ophiostomatales, Ophiostomataceae. The record is from RefSeq and is a predicted model, not a curated record.
AUGGCAGCCAGCCGUCUCGACCCUAAGCGACGGUACCGCAUUGCCAUUGGUUGCGAAGGGUCCGCCAACAAGCUCGGCAUCGGCGUCAUUGCGCACCCCGUCGACAGCGGCGGCAACCCGGUGCAGGGGCUCGAGGGCCAAGACGAUGCGGCCAUUGUCCUGUCCAAUGUGCGCGACACCUUUGUGAGCCCGCCCGGCACGGGUUUCCUGCCUCGGGAGACUGCCGCCCACCACCGCAACAUGUUUGUCAAGGUGGCCCGCCGGGCACUCGCCGACGCCGGCAUCCGCCCAGACCAGAUUGACUGCGUCUGCUACACCCGAGGCCCCGGCAUGGGUGCACCACUCUCGGCGACGGCCGUGGGUGCGCGCACCUUGGCCCUGCUCUGGCGGAAGCCGCUGGUCGGGGUCAACCACUGCGUGGGCCACAUUGAAAUGGGCCGUGCCGUGACAGGCGCCACACAUCCUGUGGUGCUGUACGUGUCCGGCGGCAACUCGCAAGUCAUUGCGUACGCGGGGCGGCGGUACCGCAUUUUUGGUGAGACGCUCGACGUGGCCGUGGGCAACUGUCUGGACCGGUUUGCGCGCACGCUGAGGCUGUCCAAUGACCCGGCGCCGGGCUACAACAUUGAGCAGCUGGCCAAGGGCCCGUUUCGCAACAAGAAGUGGCGGGAGACGGACGACGACGAGGGGAACACAGGGCAAAGGAACGACACGGCAAGCGAACCGGAGCGUGAACCGCUGCUGCUCGAUCUCCCGUACGCCGUCAAGGGCAUGGACUGCUCGUUCUCGGGCGUGCUGACGCGUGCCGACGAAUGGGCCGCCCACAUGCGCGCAGGCCGCUUGGCGCCGGACGGCAAGAACCUGAUUACCCCGGAAGACCUGUGCUUCAGUUUGCAAGAAACGGUGUAUGCGAUGCUCGUCGAGAUCACCGAGCGGGCCAUGGCGCACGUCGGCAGCAACCAGGUGCUGAUUGUCGGCGGCGUGGGCUGCAACGAGCGCCUGCAGGCGAUGAUGGGCCAGAUGGCGGCCGAGCGCGGCGGCAGUGUAUAUGCGACGGACGAGCGGUUCUGCAUCGACAACGGCAUCAUGAUUGCGCACGCCGGUCUGCUUGCGCACGAGACGGGCUUUGAGACGCCGUUGGUGGACAGCUCGUGCACACAACGAUUCCGGACGGACGAGGUGCUCGUAGCAUGGCGGCGAGACUAG